Molecule: messenger RNA, 6555 nt
Organism: Chroicocephalus ridibundus (black-headed gull)
Lineage: Eukaryota; Metazoa; Chordata; Aves; Charadriiformes; Laridae
Gene: ZNF512
Product: zinc finger protein 512
Exons: 14
Coding region: 46-1746 (566 amino acids)
Molecular function (GO): zinc ion binding
Source: RefSeq, a predicted model, not a curated record
GGGCGGGGCGCGCGCUGACGUGGCGACGGCGGCGGCGGCAGCAGCAUGCGGGGCGGCGGCUCGGACACCAGGCCUGGACAUCACAGACAACAGAAGGUCAAGAGGUCUCUGGGAAACAAAAAGUCUAAGCAAUUUGAGGAGGUGGAAACUACUGCUCUAGGACUGAACAGUAACUAUGAUGAGACAGUCAGCAACGUUUCUUCUGCCUCACCGAAGAGUCGAGUGAAUGAAAGUGCAGAGUCCAGAAGCAAGCGGAGCAUUCGCAGGCCUGCUUACUGGCUGGAAAUGAGAGGAAUAAAAAACAGCAUUAACAAAUCUUCAGAAAAAAAAGCAGGAGAAGUACUAUUGAAAUGCAAGAGGAAAUCUGAGCAAGGGGAAGGUGAAGAUCUUAAAGACUCUCCCAAGAAGAAGCAGAAGAUUUCGGGGAAAAAACAGCAAACUGGAACACAACAAAACUCCAAAACAAAAGGCCACUGUGUUCAGAAAGAACUGGAAACCUAUGGCGCAGGUAGUAUGGAAGAGCGAUGGUCUUUGGAAAUUCAGGACAAGGGCCGAGUUACCUGUCCAACAUGCCGGGCUGUGGUGAGAAAGACUGUAGAAGGACUGAAGAAACAUAUGGUAAAUUGCAGGCAGAAAAUGUUCACGUGUCAUCACUGUGGGAAGCAGCUGAAGUCUUUAGGAGGGAUGAAAUACCACGUCAUGGCAGACCAUAACAAUCAGCCAGUUGUGAAGGAGGGAGGAGAAGUGGAUGAGCAGCUUGAGCGAGACCGCCUUCGGAAGGUUUUGAAGUUUAUGGGAAAACUAAAGUGUACGAGGGAGGGCUGCACAGGCAGCUUCACUAGCAUAAUGGGAUACCUAUAUCAUGUUAAAAAAUGUGGGAAGGCUGCUUCUGAGCUGGAGAAAAUGGCUAUGAAGUGCCAUCACUGUGGAAAAGCAUACAGAUCAAAGGCAGGACUUGUCUACCAUCUCCGAUCUAAGCAUGGGCCGGUCACUUUCCUCCAUGAGGAGAGGAGAACAGAGAGCCUGAAGAAAAUAAAACGGGAGCCAAAUAAUGCAGGCAGAGUUCAGAGGAGAUCUGCAAAGGUGGCCAUCUACUAUCUCCAUGAGCUAGCUGGAGAAGAGCUGGCCAAAGAGUGGCCCAAGAGAAAAGUUCUGCAGGACUUGAUUCCAGAUGACCGGAAGCUGAAAUAUACUCGUCCUGGACUGCCCACGUUUAGUCAAGAUGUGCUGUGCAAAUGGAAAACGGAGAUAAAGAUGUACCGAAGAGUCCACUGCCCAAAUCAGGGUUGUGAAUCUGUAUAUGGCAGUGUCUCAGGACUCAAAUCUCACCUUGGCACGUGUACUUUGGGUGACUUUGUUGCUGGUAAAUACAAGUGUCUCCUGUGUGAGAAGGAGUUCAUGUCAGAGAGUGGGGUCAAGUAUCACAUCAACUCCAUGCAUGCUGAGGAUUGGUUUGAUGUGAAUACGACUACCACCAAAAGCUUUGAGAAGCUAAUGAAAAUCCGGCAAAGAGAAGAGCAGAGGAAGCAACGGAAGAAACGUCCUUUGACCCGGGGCAAAAAGAAGAGAACUGGGAUGCUGGCUACCAAGAAGGUCCCCACUGCAGGAGUUGAAAAAAUGAGGAGAAGUAAGAGAGGUCGUCCACGACGGGUGGACAAUGAGAGUGUGAGUAGUGAGGAGAGGGAGCCCCAAGUUGCACAGAGAGACGAAUUUCCAAAAAACAGCCGCAAGCGAGGCCGGAAGUAAAAACCCUACAAGAAGAGGAGGAGUAAUCCUAAAGCUUUUCAGUUACAAGCCCCACUUCUGUCUGGCUCAUAACCCACAGCACUAAUACAAGCAACUGAAUGUCUUUUGGACUGUGACUCCAUUCGACUCGGUGACCUUGAUUUUGAAACUUGCCUCUGGUCCAUUGUGAGAGACUUCAAACCAAAGCUGUGGUACACAGGCUGCCCCUCCUGGUGUAGUUCCCUUGGACAGUGGCACUAGUGGUGUACCCAGUGUAGUUCUUGUUCUGGUUACAGUCUCAGUUUGGGUCACAUUAGUUCCUUGUUUAGUGGUUUCCAGUACAGCAGCUGUCUGUUUUGUCAUCUUCCUCUGAUGGGUGAGAUCAGGGUUCUUUUUUAGCAGUUCUCCCUAUAAGGGACUGAUUAGCCCAGUGUUUAAGUCUCUUUAAGGGGGGAAUCCUUUCUUGCACAGUACGCACACAAACUAAACAGCACUGUGCAGAAUACAAAGGCUUUAGCUUGCCCUGUAACUGUCCUGUCUGUUGUCAGCAAGGCUGCCACAGAAGAGCAAAUACCUUCCUAGCAUGUGCUCCAGUCUCUUGCACAAGGCACUGUCUACUUCAUACACUGAUGUUUAGGCUCAGCACCAGACAGUAGCACCUGAGCUCUGGUCUGCUUGGAAGUGAUGGGACAUCAUUGUUGCCCGUGUCAGGACCCCAGUAUACCCCCAACAUCUGUAUUCUGUAGCACUGGGCAUUGAAUGUAUGUAGAGGGUCUUCCAGCCCAGUGAGGAAUAAAUGCUCUCCAGCCUUUUGGAGAUUCACUGGCCUCUCAGAGACCCCCCCAGUAGCUAAUGUAAUAAGAUGGCGUUUGUGGGCUCUCUGAAGACCGUUUGUUUCAGACUCGCUUGGGAAACAAACUUGCUGCAAGACAGCGCAUACCUACAAGAGCAGUCUUGCUAUUGCUGAAACCCAGGUUCCAUUGGCCUGCCUUGCUGGUGUGUUGUUCUUUGUCAUGCCCACGCUCCCAUAGUGUCCUUUUUUCUGCACUGUAGACACCACCUUUGUUGUCUUCUUUCACCUGUUUCUUUUCAAUACUGCUUCGUUUCUGUGAAUGACGUAUAUUGGCAGUGACUUCCGUGUGUGGAAAAGGUUAAAAGAAGAGGGUUCAUUAUUUUAAGUCACGUGUUGGCAUGAACUCUGGAUUAUAGGGAGUAUCUUCUUGUGUUCCAUAAAUGCAGCAAAUAUCAUAGAAGCUAGUACGAAGCCGCAGCACAGGCAGUCCUACUCUGUCUUUCAGAGGAUGGGUUCUCCAGAAUUUCUUAUCCAAAGACCCACUGUACGAGGAAGUUGCAAAAUUGCAGUUUUGCAGGCAAGAAAAUAGGCAGCUGGCUCCACGUUACCUCCCUGUGAAUUCUCACUAUCUAGCAAAGUCGCCGGUGCUGAAAUUCACAGGGAAGCCGUUGCAGUGCCUGGUGAACAGGUGAGUUUAUACAUAGGUGUUAUUACCAGAAUAAUCACGUUGGCCCGGACAGUGGGAAGCGUUGGGUGGCCAGGGUGUUCUCAAGAACUGUCUGUCUCAUGUAAUAAGCAAAGCACACCCCAGCUGAGCAUGGUCUGUCUGUCAUGGGGGUUAACACCUGCGUGGUAGUGAGGCAACGUGCAGUACUCCAUGGUGAUCUACGUGCAGUAGUCACGCUGCCUUUUGGAACCAGCUGUCACUGGAUGCAGUGCUGCGCUGAAGGUAUAAAUACGUGGACUUCUGUGCAGGGUGUAUUAAGGUUUGCGGUAAGAGGGGCAAGAUCAGAAGACAACAAAAUAAAAUGUCACCAGUGCGCGAAUGUGGUUUCUUGUCUGUUUGGUGUGUAGUGUUCCUGGUACCAUCCCAACUUGCGCAAGACACCCCAGUCUGCCCACUUCGUUGUCCUGCAUGCUCUGGACAUGCAGUUCAGUUGUCUGCACCGUUUCUCCUCAGCACUCUACUCUACACAGCUGUACUUUGACCACACGCGUUUACUAUGUUCCAGCCCAAUAGAUGGAAUCGUAGAAUCAGUUUAGUUGGAAGAGACCUUUAAGAUCAUCAAGUCUGCCCAUUAACCUAGCACUGCCAAGUUACCACUAAACCAUGUCCCUUAUGGGCAACAUGAUAAACCCACAAAUUAGAGGUUUUUCUUAGUGGAUUUCAGUCUAGAGUCCUAUUUAGAGUUACAUCUACAACAUACAUCCCCACAUAACGCAGCAUGGGGAAAAAGUCAUUAUCCAACAUGUUCGUGCUCCAUCAGCAUUACAGCAGAUCGUUUGCUGGAUUGGAUCAAGGUGGUAAAAGGUGGUGGCACUGCUCCACCAGUGCAGUCCACUGCUUUUGAGGAGCGUGAUGUGUUCAGGAGCACCUGCAUCCUACUGUAGAUGGACUAAGGCUGGCUACCCAGUAUGACUGCAGCAACGCUCUGCUGCUCUGAAGGCGUGGGGAAAGUUAGUCUCAAAAAAGAUAUUUUAGUUGGGGAAUUCAUAACAUCAUGUGUAUCUGGGUCUAUAAAUAAUAUAUAAAACCAGCUAAUUGUAUUACAGCUUACUGUGCUAAGAUUUAAGGUUCAAGCACCCAUGAGUCUACUGUUCAAUCCAUUGUUAAGGCUUCAGUUAGCCUAACAUUUUGCAAAUUCAGGUCAAAAUUCUGCCCUACAGAAUCAUAGUGGUUUGGGUUGGAAGGGACCUUCAAAGACCAUCUAGUCUACUCCCUUUGCCACAGGCAGGGGCAUCUUUCAGUUGAAGCCCUGUCCAACCUGACCUUGAACACUUCCGAUGAUGGGGCAUCCACAGCUUCUCUGGGCAAAUUACACCACCCUCAUUGUAAAAAAAUUCUUCCUUAUGUCCAAUCUAAACCUCCCCUCUUUCAGUUUAAAACCAUCGUCCCUUGUCCUGUCACUGCAGGCCCUGGUAAAACGUCUCUCUCCGUCUUUCUUAUAAGCCCCCUUUAAAUACUGAAAGGCCGCAGUAAGGUCUCCUUGGAGCUUUCCCUUCUCCAGGCUGAACACCCCCAACUCUCUCAACCUUUCUUCACAGCAGAGGUGUUCCAGCCCUCUGAUUGUUUUCGUGGCCUCCUCUGGACCCGCUCCGACAGGUCCAUGUCUGUCUUGUGCCCCCGGAGCUGGACACAGUGCCUCCUCCAGACAGGGCAGCAUGAGAGCAGAGUAGAGGGGGAGAAUCACCUCCCUCCACCAGCUGGCUGUGCUUCCUUUGAUGCUGUCCAGGAUACGAUUGCCUUUCUGGGCUGCAAGCGCACAUUGAUGCCUCAUGUCCAAUUCUUUGGUAUGCCCAAGUCCUUCUCCGAAGGGUUGCCCUCAAUUCACUCAUCCCCCAGGCUGCAUUGAUGUUGAGGAUUGCUCUGACCCACGUGCAGGACCUUGCACUUGGCUUUCUUGAACUCCAUGACAUUCACAUGUGCCUGUUCCUCAAGCCUGUCAAGGUCCCUCUGGAUGUUAUCCCUUCCCUGCAGGUAAUGAGGUGCACCACACAGUUUGGUGUCAUCUGCAUACCUGCAUGCAGCCCCCCUGUCUGCAUCAUUGAUGAAGAUACUGGUGCCAACUCACAUCCUUGAGGGACUCCACUCAUUGCCCCAGCAAAUUUGGCCUUUCUCUUAUAAAUUGUAUUUGAGCGAGUACGUAUUUAGCAAGAGAUCCAGGGUUUUUUUGGGGGGGGAGUGAUAAAAGAGACCAACUAGAACUCGAUACUUGUUCCUGUGCUUAAUUACACUAAAAAUGACGUGUCUUCUCAUUUGAACUUUUUUUAAUUUCAGCUUCUGCAUCUCAUAUUGCUGAGUCCUGGUAACUUAAAUAGCUUUAUGGUAUCAGAAAUUUCUUCCUGCAUAUUUGUAGUCAUAAUUAACUCCAUACAUAAUUUGCUGUAUGAGCUAAAGACACUUGCUAGUCUCAGUCAAAAUAGGUUUUUCUUUUAUUUUCUUUUUUUGUUGUUGUUCUUGUUCUUUGCUGAUAUAUGUUGAUCUCGGUGUAUUUUUGGCUUUUUAAGUCCAGAGGGAGGAACCAGGAACCAACUGCGGUAUUCUGUAAUAGUCUGGUUUUCGUAGAAUACAAUGAUAAGGUUACUCUGCUCUUAGCUACCUCUUUUUUCCCUCACCCACUGCUUCAUUAUACUGUUUACAUUCAUUUUGUGAGUUACCCUCCAAAGCGCAUUUUUUAGUUGUUCUGAAAAUGCAUCUGAGGGCCCAUUUAUUUUGUUUCUAGGAAUUCAAGUUAACAGGGUUUAAGGGAGACAGCACAUGAUGAGCUCAUCUGUCCUUUCUAAAAAAUUAUGCAAUAUUUCACAGAGUUACUCUAGCAGAGACCUUAAUAAUUGUAUUUUUUGUUGAGAAACUUUUCCAGAAAACUUUGUUGUAUAGUCAGUCUUCAUUGCUUUCAUUUGUCAUCAGCUUUUUUAAUCUGUGGAUUUUCUUUGCGAUUGUUUUAUAAAUUCAUGAACGUUCUUGAUAAAAAAGCCGAAUAGCUGCAGACUCUGGGAUUCUCUAGGACAAAUCCUUAUCUACAGUCAUUUACUAACUAGCAUUUAAUGUGCUCCACCAAUAUUUGUAUAGCAUGUGGGGCCAAGAGCAAUGCAUUUACAAUGUCAGUAGCUACUUUUACCAACCCGGACUUGUAAUUAAUUAAAAAAAUAAUGUUUACAGGAAACUGUUCUUUGUGAAGCCACAUUGGUUGGUUUUACUUAUGAUAUCCUUUAAUGUCAACUGUUCUGUUGGUUUGCCUGGGAGAUUUCAGACUGAUAACCUGUACUUACACUGACCACGCAGCUUUUAAUUCUUUAAAUACUAGCACAACAUUAGA